Messenger RNA from Eublepharis macularius, 2451 nucleotides. RefSeq names its product abhydrolase domain containing 5, lysophosphatidic acid acyltransferase (gene ABHD5). Gene Ontology annotation, cellular component: lipid droplet. Bases 1 to 1125 code for a protein of 374 amino acids. The transcript is spliced from 7 exons. Gene Ontology annotation, biological process: negative regulation of triglyceride storage; positive regulation of triglyceride catabolic process. Lineage: Eukaryota; Metazoa; Chordata; Lepidosauria; Squamata; Eublepharidae. The record is from RefSeq and is a predicted model, not a curated record.
AUGGCCGGCGGUGGGGCUUUGGCCGCGGUCGCCCUUUCUUUUGCCGCCGUCCCGUCGUUGGCCGUCGAGCGCCGCGCUGCCGCCAUGACCGAGGAGGAGAGCUCGGCGCCUCCCAGGGAAGGGUCAGGAUGGCUGUCUAGUUGGUUGCCUGCAUGGUGUCCUACAUCAGCGGUACAGCUUAAAGAAGCUGAAGAGAAAAUACUGAAAUGUAUCAAAAGUCCAUACCAUAAACAAUAUGUCUUCAUAUCCAACGGAAAUAAAAUAUGGACACUAACAUUCUCUCAGAACCUUUCCCAUAAAACUCCACUUGUUCUUCUCCAUGGGUUUGGAGGAGGUGUCGGACUUUGGGCUCUGAACUUUGAAGAUCUUUGUGAAAAUAGGACUGUUUAUGCCUUUGAUUUCUUGGGAUUUGGACGCAGUAGUAGACCGCAGUUUGAAACUGAUGCAGAAGUAGCAGAGAAUCAAUUUGUGGAAUCUAUUGAAGAAUGGCGGCAUAAAAUAGGCUUGAACAGAAUGAUUUUACUUGGACACAACCUGGGUGGAUUCCUAGCAGCUGCUUACUCUCUAAAGUACCCCUCAAGGGUAAAGCAUCUUAUAUUAGUGGAACCAUGGGGUUUCCCGGAAAGACCAAGUAGUGCUGAACAAGAAAGACCAAUUCCAAUCUGGAUCAAAGCACUUGGAGCAGUUUUGAGUCCUUUUAACCCAUUGGCUGGUCUCAGGAUAGCAGGCCCAUUUGGGUUGAGCCUUGUACAGCGUAUUAGGCCAGAUUUCAAGAGAAAGUAUUCUUCCAUGUUUGAUGAUGAUACUGUGACUGAAUAUAUCUACCAUUGUAAUGUGCAGUCACCAAGUGGUGAAACUGCUUUCAAGAACAUGACUGUUCCAUAUGGAUGGGCAAAAAGGCCAAUGCUGCAGCGGAUUGCCCACAUGCACCAAGACAUUCCUAUCACUGUGAUUUAUGGAGCACGGUCAUGUAUAGACGGCAAUUCUGGGACCACAAUCCAGUCUCUGCGACCAAAUUCAUUUGUGAAAACUAUGGCUAUCCUUGGUGCUGGUCAUUAUGUGUAUGCUGAUCAACCAGAAGAUUUCAACCAGAAAAUAAAAGAGAUUUGCAAUUCUGUGGACUGACCAGCAUUCUGCUCUUCAGAAAAGAUUUGCAAUUGUAUGGACUAACCAACAUUCUGCUCUUUAGAAAAGCCAGCUGCCGAUGUAAUCCAAAGUUUUGUAAAAUACGAAGAAAUAAACUUUUUAAAACACACACACAUACAACUAGGCUUAGCUUGUACCAUUUUAUUUCAAAAUGCUACUCACUCACUUUAAGCCAUAUAGUGCCUUUUGCUGGGGUAGGGAGAUUUUCAAAAUGAACUUUGUAUGGUUCAGUUUGAUAUUGCUCUUUAUAUAUUUAGAGAGAGUAUUUGUUUCUCUAAUAUUUUUAAACUGGACAUUUUUUAAAUUGAAUUUUUUAAAAAUGGAGAGCAUUUUCCAAUUAAGACACAUACAACAAAGACUUUUUGUAUCUAGCUAGAAUGAAAUAUUUCCUUUACAAUCUGAUGACCCAGUGGGUCUUAUACUACUAUGAUGAAAUAUGGAGCAAAUGUUUAGCUAUUUCAGUUUUCAGUCUUUCUUGACACACUGGUCUUUUUUGGAACUUGAAAACAUUCACCGAUAUUUCUCCUUGAAAUCCCAAAUUUCCUAUGUUAGGUUAUGAAGUGUGACUGUCAGAAUCAUCACCAAGCUCUAAGGAAAAGUACAAAAGUAGGAAUUGGAGGUAGGACACAAAGCAGUAGUGCAUCUCUAUCCCUCCCCAACUCUAGGUACUGUUAGUUGCAAAAAAAAAUUGUGUGUUUCUUAGUGGGUCUUUUUGCCAUUUCUAACACUUGUUUUGCUGAAAGAGAGGUUAUAGAAUCCAGGGACUUUAAGAUUCAAAUGCCUUUUUAGUUUAACAUUUGUAGAUACAGUUGCAUGAUCCUUUACUGGCUUAAGCCUUACGUUUAGAACAUUUGCAAGAAUGCCACUUUAGUCCUUGGAUAAACUAAUAUGGUAAGAUGAACAUUUUUUUCUUAGACUAGUGUAAUAGUGAGCCAGUUUAAGCGGACAAUAGGAAAAUAUAUUACUAUGAACACCCAGGAAUCCUAUUAAAAGACACUUCCAAUUUAAACAACACAAAUACAAAUGAAACGGGAAAACAUCUUUACCUCAGGACUUUUAAAUAACAUACUUGAUUCCAUGCAGUAUUUUUAAUAAGACCUAUUUAUGCUCUAGCUCUUCACAGAACUGUAAGUUGACAUUAGUUCUUAAGUACUUUUGUUAUAAUAAAAAGCAAUUUUUUGUCAAUUGAAAAUCAAGUGGGAGUAGUUUAUAAACAAAGGUCUGCACAGUAACUUAUUAAUUAGCUUUUGAAUGUUGAAAUAGCUACUGAAUUCUUAAUUAAAGUCUUGAACCAGUCUGAAGUUA